UGUCGUGGAAAACUAUAUCGGAAUACGAAUUUAUGAAGUGGGAUGCACACGCUUGAAAUUUGGUUGCAAAUUUCAUGCAAGACCGUAAGUUAAAAACUUGAAGGGGCAAUGACAGGCUGACAGCUGACCGUCCGUCGUGGUGAGCAUACCGCAGUAUAAUUUGCCGUCUGCGAUGCAAUCUUAGUCGACGAAAUUUGUUCAAGUGUUCACGUGCUGCUGUUUGAUUUCUGCUCUAAAAUCGUAAGUUUACAUCAAUGACAGUUCAUAAAAAUGAAUCGUGUGUGAUAUUUACGGUAAAGUGCAACUAGUGCUUCGUGAUGUAACACCGAGUUGUUCUUAAUCAAUCGAACGUUCACUUAAAAAACCAUUCUCUCCUCUGACUUUGUAACGAUAACGAGGAGACCAACGAGUGAGUGAAAAUGGCAAAAUAUCUCGCUCAGAUCAUCGUGCUGGGCACUCAAAUGGUCGGUCGAGCUUUCGCUCGUGCCCUGCGACAAGAAAUCGCCGCUAGUCAAGAAGCAGCUAAAAGAGCAGGUGGUGGACAACAAGGAUCGCAAAGGGUGGCCGCCAACACAAAGACUGGUUUGACUCUGGACGAGGCGUUAAGAAUUCUGAACGCUGACAAGCCAGAUCAAGUCGAUGUUAUCGAGCGAAAUUACAAAUAUCUCAUGGAAGCAAAUGACAGGUCCAAAGGUGGUUCUUUUUACUUACAAUCUAAAGUUUUUCGAGCUAAGGAAAGAUUAGACGAAGAAAUAAAAGCAACUCAGUCGAAGCCGCCACCAAAAUCGGAUGAAACGAAGCAAGAUUCGGCCUCGGCUCGCUGACGUUUACCUAGUCUUGAAUUCUUGUUAAUUGUUUCAUAGCUCUUUGUAAAUAUUAUUACAAUCUUUAGUUUUAUUAUAUAAUAAAAUCAUCAAUUGUGGAAUGACAUCUUUGUCUUGAAUUGAAUAUUUGCAUCCACAAUGAAUGUAAAAAUGUUGUUUGUUGGGCUGAAAGUAAAAUAUAAAUAAAAACAA
This is a messenger RNA of Trichogramma pretiosum, 1016 nucleotides long. RefSeq names its product mitochondrial import inner membrane translocase subunit Tim16 (gene blp). The record is from RefSeq and is a predicted model, not a curated record. Lineage: Eukaryota; Metazoa; Arthropoda; Insecta; Hymenoptera; Trichogrammatidae. The transcript is spliced from 3 exons. Gene Ontology annotation, biological process: protein import into mitochondrial matrix. The coding region runs from base 420 to 824 and encodes 134 amino acids. Gene Ontology annotation, cellular component: TIM23 mitochondrial import inner membrane translocase complex.